This is a messenger RNA of Mangifera indica (mango), 3976 nucleotides long. Its product is annotated as protein TPLATE. The transcript is spliced from 7 exons. The record is from RefSeq and is a predicted model, not a curated record. NCBI's taxonomy places the organism in Eukaryota, Viridiplantae, Streptophyta, Magnoliopsida, Sapindales, Anacardiaceae. Gene Ontology annotation, biological process: endocytosis. The coding region runs from base 199 to 3702 and encodes 1167 amino acids.
UCUAGCAACCAAUCCAUCAGAAGAGAAGACUCUCUCUCUCACUCCCUCUUCAACACCCAGCUAGUUUAAUGAUGAUCUCUGCCCGUCUCUUCACCAGUGGGAAUUCAGUUAAAUUUUACAUGUUUAAAUUUUAGCACAAAUUCAAUUACUUCAUCGUCGUGCUUGGAUCUUCAACUCUACUUCUUUCAACACCACUAAAUGGAUAUUCUCUUUGCUCAGAUCCAAGCGGACCUCCGCUCCAACGACGCCCUCCGUCAAUCCGGCGCUCUCCUCCAGGCCCUCCAACAAUCCGCAGCCGGCCGAGACAUUUCCGUCAUUGCCAAAACCGCCGUCGAAGAAAUUGUUGCCGCUCCUGCCUCUGCCGUUUGUAAGAAACUUGCUUUCGAUUUAAUUCGCUCUACGCGUUUAACCGCCGAUCUCUGGGACUCUGUGUGCUCCGGAAUUCGCUCCGAUUUCCACUUCCCCGAUCCUGAUGUCACCGCAGCCGCUAUCUCUAUUCUGGCUGCCAUUCCGUCCUAUGCUCUCUCCAAGCUUAUCUCAGAUUCGAAUGCCGAGAUCUCCGGAUGUUUCGAUUCGCUGUCUGAUAAUCUCCGUCACUCGAUAACGGAAACUUUGGGCUGUAUUCUUGCUCGUGAUGACUUGGUUACGCUGUGUGAAAAUAAUGUUAAUCUCUUAGACAAGGUUACCGUCUGGUGGACGCGUAUCGGUCAAAACAUGCUUGACAAAUCCGAUAAUGUUUCGAAGGUCGCUUUUGAAUCAGUCGGUAGACUAUUUCAAGAAUUUGAGUCGAAGCGAAUGAGUAGAUUAGCUGGAGAUAAGCUCGUAGAUAGUGAAAAUUCACUUGCAAUUCGGUCGAAUUGGGUGUCUGCAAUGGUGAAUCUUGUGUGGAAGAAACGAAGCGCCUUAAUGGCUCGAUCUUUAGUUUUGCCGGUGGAGAGUUUCAGGGUAACUGUAUUUCCACUCGUUUACGGUGUGAAAGCUUUUGCUUCUGGGAAACUGGAGGUGAUUAGAAGAUUGUCAAAGGAUUCUAGUUUAGCCAACGGUACUCAAGUGGAGUCCAACGCGGAGAAGCUUGUUGGAGUGUCUGAUUUGGUUACUCAUUUGAUGCCGUUCUUGGCAUCUUCGUUGGAUCCAGCGUUGAUUUUUGAAGUGGGCAUUAAUAUGCUGUAUUUGGCUGAUGUGCCUGGUGGGAAACCAGAGUGGGCUUCACAGUCGAUUAUUGCCAUUUUGACACUUUGGGACAGACAGGAGUUUUCGUCUGCCAGAGAGAGUAUUGUUAGAGCUGUUGUUACCAAUUUACAUCUACUAGAUCUUCAUAUGCAGGUUUCAUUAUUUAAGAGAUUGCUUCUUAUGGUGAAAAACUUGAGAGCUGAAUCGGACCGUAUGCAUGCAUUAGCCUGUAUCUGUCGGACAGCUCUCUGUGUUGACCUUUUUGCCAAAGAAAGCGUCAGAAGAGGGCAGAAGCCUCUUGCAGGAACUGAUAUUGCUUCUCUUUUUGAGGAUCUGAGGAUAAGAGAUGAUCUUAAUAGUAUAACGAGUAAAAGUCUAUUUAGGGAAGAGCUUGUGGCAUCUCUGGUAGAAAGUUGCUUCCAGUUGUCUCUGCCAUUGCCAGAACAAAAAAACUCGGGCAUGGAAAGCAGAGUGAUUGGAGCCUUGGCAUAUGGAACUGGUUAUGGAGCUUUGAACUGGACAGAGCCAGCUUUGGAAGUGGUGGAAGUUUGUAAACCUUGUGUCAAAUGGGAUUGUGAUGGCCGAACUUAUGCAAUUGAUUGCUAUUUGAAGUUGCUUGUUAGGCUGUGUCAUAUCUACGAUACUAGAGGAGGUGUAAAAAGAGUUAAAGAUGGAGCUUCACAGGACCAAAUCCUAAAUGAGACUAGAUUGCAAAAUCUGCAGCGUGAACUUGUUAAAUAUCUUCUUGAGGUAAAUACCCCAAGAAUAUUGGCCCGCCUUAUUUGGGCUAUUUCAGAACACAUCGAUCUGGAAGGCUUGGAUCCACUUCUAGCUGAUGACCCUGAAGAUCCACUAAACAUUCUUGUAUCAAAUAUUCGCAAAGUCCUCUUCAACAUAGAUUCAUCUGCAAAUACAUCAAAUAGGCUUCAAGAUGUUCAAGCAGUUCUUUUAUCUGCUCAAAGGCUGGGAUCACGUAAUGCUAGGGCCGGACAGUUGGUAACAAAAGAGCUCGAGGAGUUCAGAAGCAAUAGUUUGGCUGAUUCGGUCAACAAGCAUCAGUGUCGAUUGAUUUUACAGCGAAUUAAGUAUACUUCAAGUCAUCCAGAAAGCAAGUGGGCUGGUGUUAUUGAAGCCAGAGGAGACUACCCAUUUAGCCACCAUCAACUCACUGUUCAGUUUUAUGAAGCAUCAGCUGCUCAAGACAGAAAAUUGGAAAACUUGGUUCACAAGGCUAUUUUGGAACUCUGGAGGCCAGACCCUAGUGAAUUAACUCUUUUGCUGACAAAAGGAAUUGACUCUACGUCACUCAAGGCUUCUCCGACUGCAUAUACAUUAACUGGCAGUAGUGAUCCAUGCUAUAUUGAAGCAUAUCAUUUGGCAGACUCAAAUGAUGGAAGGAUUACUCUGCAUCUAAAGGUUUUGAAUUUGACAGAACUUGAACUGAAUCGAGUGGAUAUUCGGGUGGGAUUAUCGGGUGCUCUAUAUUUUAUGAAUGGGUCUCCUCAGGCAGUUCGGCAGCUACAAAAUCUUGUGUCACAGGAUCCAGUACUCUGCAGUGUGACAGUGGGUGUCUCCCAUUUUGAGAGAAGCGCCUUUUGGGUUCAAGUCUUAUACUAUCCUUUCCAUGGAAGUGGUGCAAUUGGAGAUUAUGAUGGUAACUAUGAUGAAGAAGAUCCACAAAUCAUGAGACAAAAGCGAAGCUUACGUCCAGAGUUAGGAGAACCUGUGAUUUUAAGGUGUCAGCCUUACAAGCUUCCACUGACUGAACUUCUGUUGCCACAUAAAAUAUCUCCUGUAGAAUUUUUCCGAUUAUGGCCCAGUUUACCUGCUAUAGUAGAGUUCACUGGUACAUAUAUUUAUGAAGGAAGUGGCUUCCGGGCUACUGCUGCCCAGCAGUAUGGGACUUCACCUUUUUUCAGUGGACUAAAAUCCUUGUCCUCCAAACCUUUUCACAGAGUGUGUUCGCACAUCAUCCGUGCAGUUGCAGGGUUUCAGCUUUGUUAUGCUGCCAAAACUUGGUAUGGUGGCUUCUUGGGCAUGAUGGUUUUUGGAGCCAGUGAAGUAAGUAGAAAUGUUGAUCUUGGUGAUGAGACUACGACCAUGAUGUGCAAAUUUGUGGUUCGAGCUUCUGAUGCAUCUAUCACUAAGGAGAUUGGAUCAGAUCUGCAAGGUUGGUUAGAUGACCUUACUGAUGGGGAAGUCGAGUACAUGCCUGAAGAUGAAGUGAAGGCAAGUGCUGCCGAGAGGCUUAAGAUCUCAAUGGAACGGAUAGCUCUGCUAAAGGCUGCCCAACCGAAAAAGAUACCAAAAACCGUCAGGGAAGAGGAAAAUGAGGAGGGAGAGAAAGAAGACGAGGAGAAAAAAGAGGAGAAAAAAGAAAAGAAGGAAGAUGGUGAGGAAGACGGUCAAACUAAGGGUCCAUCACUUCUUUCCAAGCUAACAGCUGAGGAGGCUGAGCAUCUUGCUCUUCAAGCAGCCGUUCUUCAAGAAUGGCACAUGCUGUGUAAAGAUAGAACCACAAAGGUUAAUUAACUUUGUUUUUCUUUUGGACGGAAGAAAGGUUUGGAUAUAUUCUCUGUACCCAAUAUAGUUUAUUCUUUACACUUCGUGCCAGAUAGGUGUUGAAAAUUUGAUUUAGGGGGGCAUUUUUCAGUCCCCAUUUCGCCCCCCUUUCUGUACAUUUUGUACUGGUCUUUAGUUAAGUGUCUGUUGUUGUUCUUGGUGCUUUCUCAGAGAACUUUGAUUACGCUGUAUACUCCAUGACUGAUACUUUUUGUGUGAUAUGUUAAAGCUGACUGUGAAGCUA